Messenger RNA from Gossypium raimondii (Peruvian cotton), 1631 nucleotides. RefSeq lists its product as uncharacterized. The transcript has 5 exons. Bases 326 to 1123 code for a protein of 265 amino acids. The record is from RefSeq and is a predicted model, not a curated record. NCBI's taxonomy places the organism in Eukaryota, Viridiplantae, Streptophyta, Magnoliopsida, Malvales, Malvaceae.
ACCACAAAAACAAACACUUGCGAUUUUCUUUUGAUUUAAAAAUUAAAAAAAAAAGCCCCCAAAGAACGAGCAAAAAAGAGCAAAGAAAAAGCGUCCCUUCUCUAUAUAACAUUGUUCACAUCCAUCUCCUUCACUCUCUCUUUUUUAACUUUUUUCUUUUCUCUGCCAAAUUCUUCGCCAGCCUUCCCCCCCCCCCCAUUUUUUCUCGCUUUCUAUCUUGUAAAUCCAAUAUAUAUUUUCUUCUUUUUUCUUCAAAUCUAUCGCUUUAUCAAAAUUUGGGUCUCUUUCUUUUUUCGCCUUUUGUUAUCGUUUGCCGGUGGGGGUUAUGACGAUGAUGGUGAAAGAUGAGUGGAUUCGGGCGGCGAUCACGGACGAUAACGUGGUGGUGGAGCUGUUAGUAAGGCUGAAGCAAGCGCAGGCCGCACCACCGGCUCCGAAAUCUGCUUUGCCUGCACUUAGAUGGGGGAUACGUCAGCCGAGGUCUAGAUCCAUGUUGUUGCGUUGCGACGCUAAGAGAGACGGGGAUUUCAACGUCAGUGCUAGAGGUAGCCCCACCACGCCUCUUUGUUGGAGCGGUGGUAGCGGCGACGCCUCUCCUUCCGCCGCCGACGGCUUUGAAGAGACCAGUAAACACGUCAUCCGCUCUCCACCUGUUGCACCUUCCAGAUCCAAGGGCACUGCUUCUAGUGAGUCCAAUAGAACAAGUACCAAGAGGUCAAGAAGAAAGAAGACCUUUGCUGAACUUAAGGAGGAAGAGAAUCUUCUUUUGAAGGAAAGGGUUCAUUUGGAAAAGGAGAUAGCAUCAACACGUGCGACUUGUAAGGAGCAUCGAGCCACAAAUGAGAACUUGAAAAGAAUUAGGCUUGAUUUGAACAUGGACACUGUCAAGAACUCUAGUUUAAUUGCUGAUGAAUCUGAGAAAGUACCUUGUCUGAGAGUACCAUCCUCUUCUGACUCAACCUUGCCACCGGAAGCCCUUGACGAUGAUCGUAAACCGUCAUUAGAUUCAUGCAAUGUAGGCAAGGAUAAUAGUAGCGAGAAGAGUGUUUUUAUGCUACCCGAUCUGAAUAUGAUGCCUGCUGAAGAUGAUUCCUGUCCGGCAAAGUUAUACUGGACUAGCUGAAAAGAGAAGAGUGGAUUACAUUCAGAUUAGAAUAGGAGUUGAUGGAGAAGUAGUGAGACCGGGCAAGGAGUCGUUUGCUCAGGUGACUAUAAUAUUGGAACCCAGGCUAAGCAAAGAUUUUGAGUUGCUUCAUAAACCUGAUGAGAUAGGGGAUGGAGUUGAUGUAGGUAUGAAACCUGAUGACAUGGCCUCCUGGUCUGUGUAAGCUUUGUUUAAUUAAAACUAAUUUUAUAAUUUGGGUGGUGGCUGGGAAACCCUGUUUCCCACUUCCCCUUUUAGUUAAUUCUUUUUUUAACUUACAUGCAAUGUUACUAUUUCUUACCCAGGAUUUGUUUUUGUUUUAGUAGGCAGUGGAAUUUCUUAGAUGGACAAAUGGUAUUAUUAUUUUUUGAGUUCUAUGGGUCCUUCCUUCGAUGAUCUAAACUCUUAACAGGCUGGGCCUGGAUUUCUUAUGACUUAGGUAAAAGAGUUGUUAUUAGUAUGUUGGAAAAAAUUAUUGUUUCCAUUA